GGCCGGGAGCGGAGCGGGACCGGCAGGGACCGGCGGGAGCGGGCAGCGACCGGCGGGGCCGCGGCCAUGCCGGGGGUGCCCCUCGCCCCGCUGCUGCUGCUGCUGCUGCUGCUCCUGCUGGGCCCCCCGCCGCCCCCCGCCCGCGCCGCGCCCCACCGAGUCAGCGGCACCCCCAAAACCAGCGGGGUGUCCCCAACAAAGGGCACCACCACGGGACCCCCCAAAGCCAGCGCGGUGUCCCCAACCAAAGCCAUGGCCAGGGGAGCCCCGAAAGGCAGCGAGACGCCCCCCUCGAAAGGCACCACGCCGGGACCCCCCAGAACCAGCGGGGUGCCCCCCAGAAAGGACACCAAAACCAGCGGGGUGCCCCCCAGAAAGGACACCACGCCGGGAACCCCCAAAACCGGCGGGGUGCCUCCCAGAAAGGACACCACUCCAGGACCCCCCAAAACCAGCGGAGUGCCCCCCCCGAAGGGCACCACGGCCCCCCCCUCGAGGGGCAGCACCGCGGUACCCCCGAGGGGCAGCGGGACCCCCCCGAGCCCCGGCCCCUCUCGGAGCGGGGACCCCGCGGGCACAGCCCCAGCGCCCCAGGUGACCACGGGGGCGGUGCUGAGGAAGAAGAAGGUGGUGAGGAAGAAGGUGAUGAGGAAGAAGAAGGUGCUGAGGAAGAAGCCGGAGGCUCCGGCCGCUCCGCAGGAGCCCCCGUGCCCCCCCCUGGGGCUGGAGUCCCUGCGGGUGCUGGACACGCAGCUCCGGGCGUCCAGCCACAAGCGGCACGGGCUGGGCGCGCACCGCGGCCGCCUCAACAUCCAGUCAGGGCUCUACGACGGCGAUUUCUACGACGGGGGCUGGUGCGCGGGACAGGAGGACACGGAGCAGUGGCUGCAGGUGGACGCGCGGCGCCUCACCCGCUUCACCGGCGUGAUCACCCAGGGCCUCAACUCCAUCUGGACGUACGACUGGGUGACAUCCUACAAGGUGCAGGUCAGCAAUGACUCGCACACGUGGCUGCCGAGCCGCAAUGGCACCGAGGAGGCGGUGUUCCCGGGGAACAAAGACCCCGAGACGCCGGUGCUGAACCUGCUGCCCUCGCCGCUCGUGGGGCGAUUCCUGCGCAUCAACCCGCAGAGCUGGUUCCCCAACGGCACCGUCUGCCUGCGGGCCGAGGUCCUGGGCUGCCCCGUGCCCGACCCCAGCGAUGCCCACACCUGGCACCCCCCGGCCCCGCCCGAAUCUCACCUGGAUUUCCGCCACCACAACUACAAGGAGAUGAGAAAGCUGAUGAAGAGGGUGAGCGAGGAGUGCCCCGACAUCACCCGCGUGUACAGCAUCGGGCAGAGCUCCCGCGGGCUGCGCCUCUACGUGAUGGAGAUCUCCGACAACCCCGGGCAGCACGAAGUGGGAGAGCCCGAGUUCCGCUACGUGGCCGGGAUGCACGGGAACGAGGUGCUGGGCCGGGAGCUGCUGCUGAACCUGAUGGAAUUCCUGUGCCGGGAGUUCCGGCGGGGAAACCCGCGCGUGGUGCAGCUGGUGACGGACACGCGCAUCCACCUGCUGCCCUCCAUGAACCCCGACGGCUACGAGACCGCCUACAAACUGGGCUCGGAGCUGGCGGGAUGGGCCAUGGGCCGCUGGACGUACGAGGGCAUCGACCUCAACCACAACUUUGCCGACCUGAACACGGCGCUGUGGGACGCCGAGGACAACGACCUGGUGCCCCACGAGUUCCCCAACCACUACAUCCCCAUCCCCGAGUACUACACCUUCGCCAACGCCACGGUGGCCCCGGAGACGCGCGCGGUGAUCGCGUGGAUGCAGCGCUACCCGUUCGUGCUGAGCGCCAACCUGCACGGCGGCGAGCUGGUGGUCACCUACCCCUUCGACAUGACCCGCACCUACUGGAAGGCCCAGGAGCUGACCCCGACGCCGGACGACGGCGUUUUCCGCUGGCUGGCCACCGUCUACGCCACCGCCAACCUGGCCAUGGCCAGCGGCGAGCGCCGGCGCUGCCACUACGACGACUUCACGCGUUACGGCAACAUCAUCAACGGAGCCAACUGGCACACGGUGGCUGGCAGUAUGAAUGAUUUCAGCUACCUGCACACCAACUGCUUUGAGAUCACCGUGGAGCUGUCCUGUGAUAAAUUCCCGCACGCCUCCGAGCUGCCCGAGGAGUGGGAGAACAACCGGGAGUCGCUGCUGCUCUUCAUGGAGCAGGUGCACCGCGGGAUCAAGGGCGUGGUUCGGGACAGUGACACCGAGCUGGGCAUCCCCAACGCCAUCAUCUCCGUGGAUGGCAUCAACCACGACGUCCGCACCGCCUCGGACGGGGACUACUGGCGGCUGCUGAACCCGGGCGAGUACGAGGUGACGGCGCGGGCCGAGGGCUACGAGGCGGCCACGCAGCCGUGCCGGGUUUACUUCGAGAACGUUCCCACCCCGUGCAGCUUCCGCCUGGCGCGGGCACGGGGCCGGCACCGACCCGGGAGGACCCGGCCGGGCCCCGACCCGGCGCUGCGGCUGCAGCGGCUGCGCCUCCGCCGCCUGCGCGCCAACGGCCGCGGGCAGUGAGUGAGCGGGGCGGCCCCGGGGCCGCGGGCUCGGCCGGGGGGCGCGGGGGGAAGCGGGGGGACGGCUCCCAGUAAAGUUUGGCUGUGCUGCCGCUGCGACUCUGCGACCGGGAAUGGGAUCAGGAAUGGGAUAAAGAACGGCAUCGGGAGCGGGACUCGAACCUGCGGCAGUGGGAACUCGGCGAGGCCACGCCCCUCAAUGGAGCCGCCACAUAAAGCCCCGCCCAUUCUCUGCUGACCAAUAGAAAUUCCGAGGCCAUCACAAAGAUACGCCCCUCACAUGACCAUAAAUGGUCAUUCGCCAUAAGCCACGCCCACCAAAGGCCCCUUGCCAAUAUCAAUUACUAAUCCACGAUCACACCCCUUCCCUGGCCA
This is a messenger RNA of Oenanthe melanoleuca, 2948 nucleotides long. RefSeq names its product carboxypeptidase X, M14 family member 1 (gene CPXM1). The coding region runs from base 67 to 2574 and encodes 835 amino acids. NCBI's taxonomy places the organism in Eukaryota, Metazoa, Chordata, Aves, Passeriformes, Muscicapidae. Gene Ontology annotation, biological process: proteolysis. Gene Ontology annotation, molecular function: zinc ion binding; metallocarboxypeptidase activity. The record is from RefSeq and is a predicted model, not a curated record. The transcript is spliced from 14 exons.